UCAGCUGUUUAAUAAAAACAAAAAGAUAAAACAAGCAAACUUCCUUGAAAACACGUAAAUCAAUGGAUUUUCCGGACAAAAUGGAUCUGGAGAAUGAGCGGGUGCUAAAACUGAUAUUCCCCGACGGGGUGCCAGACAAUCUGCGUGGCAAUCCGGAGCUGGACAACUAUUUGGCCAAACUGGGCACCUGCAAGGUGGAGCAGCUAAAGAAGGAGCAGACCCGUCUGGCGGACGAGGCGCGCACUAUCCUGGAGCAGACGCAGGAUCUGGCCAUUUCCAAUUACAAGACCUUCAUCACCACCGCGGAGAACUCGCGGUCCAUAUUCAGCGAGUUCCUGCGCUCGGAGCAGCAGCUGGACACGCUGGUGGGCAAGCUGCCCGACCUGAGCACCCAGUGCGAGCGCUUCUUGGAGGACUCAGCCGAGCUGAACGAGCAGCGGCGCCUCAACUCCAUCACGCUGCAGAAGAACGCCCAGUUGCUGGAGGUUCUGGAGCUGCCGCAGCUCAUGGAGCGCUGCAUCCGCGAGGGCCGCUACGAGGAGGCUCUCGAACUGGCCGCCUAUGCCACGCGCCUGGGCCAGCACCAGGGACACAUCCCGGUGGUUGAGAGCAUUGUGCGCUCCGUGGAAGCCCUGUGGCACACGAUGCUGGUGCAACUGGUGGGUCAGCUGCGCACGGACCUGCAGCUGCCCAAGUGCCUCCAGAUUGUGGGAUACCUGCGCCGAAUGCAGGCCUUUGGGGACAACGAACUGCGCUUGAAGUUCCUGCAGGCCAGGGAUGCCUGGCUCACCUCGUGCCUAGAGGCUAUUCCUACAGGAGACGCCCAACAACACUUGACGAAAACUAUCGAGAUCACGAGGAUAAACCUGUUCAAUAUCAUCACCCAGUACCGGGCCAUCUUUCCCGAGGAGGAGGGCUCUGGAAAGGUCAGCCUGAAGCCGCUGCAGGGCGUCAGCUGCAACGGAGAUCGCCUGUUUCAGGUCUGGCUUCAUAAUAAGAUCAACGCCUUCUUGGAGACCCUGGAGCGGGACCUGCAGCUGGGAGUGGGUUCCAUAGAGACCGUGCUGGGCCAGUGCAUGUAUUUUGGACUCUCCUUCAGCCGCGUGGGCGCCGAUUUUCGAGCUCUCAUGGCGCCCAUCUUCGUGAACGUUAUUCGUCGUCGUUUUGAGACCAGCGUGCAGCAGGUGAACGAGCAGUUCGAACGGGAGCUGGACAAGUUCACGCUGAUCAAUAAGGGGACUCUGCACUCCCAUUCCCGCAAGCAUGUGGAUCCCGAGCAGGAGUCCUUUGCCCCGCCGGAGACGUUGCUCGACUUUUAUCCCCUGGCCGCUCUCUGCAAUGGUUACCUGGGUGCCUUGAACGAACUGCGCCUGUGUGCUCCUUUGGCCCUGGCCACCGAUGUGACCCAUUGCCUGCAGCAUUCCCUGCAGCUGGCCGCCCAGCGCGUGCUCGCCUUUUACAGGCAGGAGCAGCAGGCCUUUGCCGGUAGUGAACGGGAGGCGUUUAUUCGGCUGUGCUCGUGCCUGGCCUACGACUUGGUGCCCUAUAUGCAGCGCUGCAUCCAUGGCGUCUUUCCGCCGCAGUCCCUUACCGUCCAUCUAGGCAUUAGCCUUCUUCAGUUGGAGCAGCAGCAACUCACCUACCUGGAGCAGGCCCGCAUUCUGGAACCGCUGAAGCAUCUGCUACCCACCAAGGUGCUGGUGCAGGAGCCGAUCGCGGAGGCGAAGUCUAGCGUGGGCGUGGCGGUUCCUGCGGAGGGUUGAGGAAAUCGUAGACAAGCAAUUUAUUGCUGGAAAAUAUGUAAAAAAUUCCAAUAUUUAUAACUUGUAAAGCUUAAUUAAUAAACUAAUUGAAAAAGGUA
Messenger RNA from Drosophila kikkawai, 1861 nucleotides. RefSeq names its product conserved oligomeric Golgi complex subunit 8 (gene Cog8). Lineage: Eukaryota; Metazoa; Arthropoda; Insecta; Diptera; Drosophilidae. Gene Ontology annotation, cellular component: COG complex. The record is from RefSeq and is a predicted model, not a curated record. Gene Ontology annotation, biological process: intra-Golgi vesicle-mediated transport.